AUGCCUUCGAUUACAAAGCUCUUUAAUGGCAUAGCGCAUGCGGUGAAAAGCAAUGACUCCGGUUCACUUGCAUCUCUUAAUCCCUCGGGCUCAGGAACGGCUAGGGCUGCAGAUCUGUACCACUCUUCAAAGUGCAAUAAGAUAAAUCCAGACUCCAAUAUUAAGAUUACUAUGCUCAUGGAAUCUCCACCACUAAUGAUAUAUGGACCUCCUGAUGAAAGUUCUGGAGCCUUGUUCAAUGGAACUCUGCUACUGGAUGUGUUUCCAAGAAGUCAAGAAGAUACUAGGGAGGUGUUGGAGAGAGGCGGAUCCUCAGCCUCAGAUGUCUCUCAGGUGGCUCAGGCUAGUCAGACUGGUCAAGCUGGUCAGACUGGUCAAGCUGGUCAGACUGGUCAAGCUGGUCUGGUGGAUCAGAUGGCUCCCUCUUCACCUCCUUCUCUUUCAUCCUUUCAGUCUGCCGUUUCACUCAGUCAUCUUACAGACGAGCAACUCAAACUAGACUACGUAGAGUUACACGAAGUUAAGCUCUAUUUUAUCCAAGUAGUCAACUACAACAGACCAUUUCUUCCUAAUUCCAAUACUCUUCAAGAAUGUCGCCAAUGUCGUCGAGAGGUUAAAGAAUUGGCCUGCUGGGACGUUCUUACUAAGAGAACAGCCUUUGCUAAAGGAAGCAGUCACAGUUAUCCUUUCAGUUAUUUAAUUCCAGGAAGUGUUCCUCCAACGACUAUUCUUUCUAACUACGGCAUGUCCAUCACCUAUGAGUUGAUUUGCAAGGCCAAAUUCGUCAAUACGAAGGGUUCCGAGGACCUUAUAAACCUCUCCUUACCGAUAAUGAUCCGAAGAAGCAUUUUGAGAGGCCAUGAUCGUAACUCUCUUAGAGUAUUUCCUCCUACCGAUGUUACAGCCACGGCUGCCAUUCCUAAUGUCGCAUAUCCACGCUCCACAUUUCCUGUAGAGAUCCGUAUGGAUAAUAUAGCCACCAAAGAUCGACGCUGGAGAAUGCGAAAAUUGAACUGGCGUGUAGAAGAGAGUGUAAGAGUCAAAGCACAUCAUUGUGAUCAUCAUACUGCUAAGUAUGGACUUACAGUUAAUUUCAUCAAGCAUAAACAGAGGGGACGUAAGUUGAACAAGAAUAGUGGUGGACUUGGCAAUGCUACUUACAAUUACUUCUAUGAAGCCCCUACACAGAGAAGAGCAGACCAACGUCAGGCUGCAGCGCAGCCAAGAGAAGAAGAUCACCAUCAUCCUGCGGACCCGGAAGGUUCUUCUUAUAAUCGUCCGGAAGUGACUCCUAUUCCAUCUUUCGAUGAGGGUGAAAAUGAGGACUUUCCUAGUAACGAGGUUCAUCGUGCUACGUCUGCAACUGUAACUGCACCUGUACAUCCUCCAGAUCUUUCUCCUUUUGCUUCGAACUGGUCUCUGGGUGCAUCCAAUAGCCACGCACCACCAAGAUCGCAGAAUAAUCUUGAUGGUAUCAUGUCUUCUACCGUGACCAGCGAACUGUUAAGAGAUCAAGGUCUAGAGAGUGCUGACGAAGUAAUUGUUCCCGCAAAUCCAAGCGACAUAUCGCUAAAUUCAAAUUCACCUGAAAAACCUAAACAUCCAGAGUUAUACAUCGAAGAGAUACGUACACUCAGCUCUGGAGAAUUGAAAUCCGGCUGGAAAUCUGACUUCUCCAACAAAGGUCGGAUCGAGUUGGUGGUUGAAGUGUCUGUAAUGAAUAUGAUGUCGAUGGGAUUCAACUCUGCCAACACGAACAUUACUACAAUCACAUCUCAGAACUGUGAUUCUCCGUUGUUCGAUCCUACUACCUACUUGGAAACUGGUGCCAAUUGUUCUUGCGACAUUGAAGAUAGAGAGCUGGGUAUUUAUGUCAGCCACAAUCUCAUCAUGGAAGCAGUUGUUGCGGAAGAGUUGGUUCAGUCAUCACAGUAUUUGGGUAAGCCACUGACGGGUACUUCAACAUCUGGAACAGCAAGAGUCAUGUGUACCUUGGUGCCGGAGGAGACUCUUCCUCAGGCGCGACGCCAAACGCAGCAAAUUGAACAACUUAGAAGGCAGGCCGAGCAAAAUGCGGCGAACAGCAGUGACUCGUCUACGCCUUCUGUCCACGAUGGAGGAACUGGCCCUGAUCCUAUGCGGGGAAACAGAGACGACGCUGCCAAUCAUGCUUCCGGAGUUCCAACUGGAGUUGCUCGUGUGCUUCGGAUGCAGUUCAAGGUGGUGAUGACGGAGAGAUCUGGUCUUGGUGUUUCUUGGGAUGAUCAGGUACCUCCAACUUAUCAUGCUGUUGGUGCAUUAUCGCCUCCAACUUAUGAAGAAGCUACCUCAAACAAUAGCACGCCUUUACUAAGCUCUCUGGUGAUUGCUUUGGACGAUGGUGGACAGCAAGAUCAGUACAGUGACAUUGAUCGAGUGGUUCUCACCGAGCCUACUAUGCCUCAACAGGCUCGAAUUCAUGGCGAUUUGCAAUCAGGCUCUGUUGAUGCAAGACUUAGAAGUAUUACUAGUUCUAUGAGUCAACUCAAUAUAAGCAAAUAA
Molecule: messenger RNA, 2541 nt
Organism: Brettanomyces nanus
Lineage: Eukaryota; Fungi; Ascomycota; Pichiomycetes; Pichiales; Pichiaceae
Exons: 1
Coding region: 1-2541 (846 amino acids)
Source: RefSeq, a predicted model, not a curated record